ACCGUCCCCAAGUAUUUGAGAACACUAAUCAGUGGACGUACUCAUCUCCAUCGCCGAUCUCCGUCUCCGACGCUCCUCUCCGACGAUCUUCUGCUAGAUCUCUGCGAUCAGAUCAUUUACGGGACUUCAGCAAUAACGUGAUAAGUGUGAGAGGUGCGAGCUAUGGGGACUGAAAAUCCCAACCAUGCAAAUAACUAUCCAAGGCCAUCUGCUCCACCUUUUGCCCGUCAAAGCAACACACUUUUUUCAUCAUCUCGUUCCGUGGUUGCAUCGCAGGCCGCUCCUUUCAGGCCAACAUCAGUCCCUGCUCCUCUGAGUUCAGUGCCUGCUCCCCCAAGUACAGCUCCAUCUUUGCCUUUUGGGACUGUGGUUGGAUCAGCGGUUCCUGGUUUUAGACCCAUGCAAACAGGUAGGCCUACUGCUCCAUAUGGCCCACCAACCACCGGACCUUUCCAGCGCUUCCCAACGGCGCCGUACCUUUCAACACCUCAAGCACCUCCACCACACACUUCUCCUGUUGGACAGCCCGUAUUGCCUCCAACAAUGAGACCUCCUCCUCCAAGUCAGGUUUCACCCAUGCCAACUUUCCAAAAUCGUCAACCCCAUAUACAACCUAUGCCUAUGGGUUCUCCACCUCCAAGCAUGAACGGUGUGCUUUCUAGCAAUAAUGCUCCUCAGUUGGUAAAUUCACAGUAUUUUUCGUCCAGUUCAAAUAUGCAGCGACCGCAACCUCCAAUGGGGCCAUCUCAUCCUGAUGCUGUCCGGGCCUCCUCAUCAUCUGCUUGGCCUGGCUAUCCGGGUAUACAGAGUAGCACAGCAACACCAGCAGCACCUGUUUCUCAUCAAGGAGGUUAUGCUCCACCUCCGCCCACCACAUCUGCCCCCUUCUCCUCUCAAGGUGGUUAUGGACCAGCUCCACCCGUUGCAUCUCCUCUAGGAAUGUAUGUAGGAGGCUCCACACCUCCAACAGGAGUUAUGCCAGGAUUGGUAGAAGACUUCAGCUCACUUUCUAUCGGGUCAGUCCCAGGAUCUUUUGAUGCUGGGCUUGACACUAAAGUUUUGCCAAGACCACUGGAUGGUGAUGUGGAACCAAGUUCUUUUACUCAGAUGUAUCCCAUGAACUGCAAUUCUAGAUAUCUGCGGCUUACAACUAGUGCCAUACCAAAUUCUCAGUCUCUGGUUUCAAGGUGGCACUUGCCUCUUGGAGCAGUUGUUUGUCCACUGGCAGAAGCUCCUGAAGGGGAGGAAGUGCCAAUUGUUAAUUUUGCAACAACAGGCAUUGUGCGGUGUAGAAGAUGUCGUACAUAUGUGAACCCAUAUGUGACUUUUACUGAUAGUGGAAGAAAGUGGCGAUGCAAUAUCUGUGCUUUGCUCAAUGAUGUACAAAAUGAUUAUUUCGCUCACUUGGACGCCUCUGGGAAAAGAGUUGAUUUAGAUCAACGCCCUGAGCUUACAAAUGGUUGUGUGGAAUUUGUUGCUCCAGCUGAAUACAUGGUGCGGCCACCUAUGCCACCGCUAUAUUUUUUCUUGAUCGAUGUAUCCAUAUACUCCAUUCAAAGUGGAAUGCUUGAGGUGAUUGCACAAACUAUCAAAUCUUGUUUGGAUAGAUUGCCAGGCAACCCCAGAACACAGAUCGGGUUCAUAACUUUCGACAGCACAAUUCAUUUUUACAAUAUGAAGUCGUCUUUGACACAACCACAAAUGAUGGUGGUCUCUGAUUUGGAUGAUAUAUUUAUUCCGUUGCCAGAUGAUCUCCUUGUCAACUUGUCAGAAUCUAGAACUGUGGUGGAUGCAUUCCUGGAUAGCCUGCCUUCCAUGUUUCAGGACAACGUGAACGUGGAAUCUGCUUUUGGGCCAGCCCUUAAAGCAGCUUUCAUGGUUAUGAGCCAACUGGGAGGGAAAUUGUUAAUUUUCCAGAGUACUCUUCCAUCACUUGGUGUCGGUCGGUUAAGGUUGCGAGGAGAUGAUAUCCGUGCAUAUGGAACAGAUAAGGAGCAUGCUUUAAGGAUACCAGAAGACCCGUUUUAUAAACAGAUGGCUGCUGAUUUUACCAAGUACCAGGUUGCAGUGAAUGUUUAUGCAUUCAGUGACAAAUAUACUGAUAUAGCUUCCCUAGGUACCUUGGCAAAAUAUACAGGUGGUCAAGUCUAUUACUAUCCAAGCUUUCAUUCUGCCAUCCACAAAGACAAACUGAGGCAUGAGUUGGCUAGAGACCUCACUAGAGAAACUGCUUGGGAAGCUGUAAUGCGUAUCAGAUGUGGGAAAGGGGUGCGUUUCACUUCGUAUCAUGGGAAUUUCAUGUUAAGAUCCACUGAUCUAUUAGCACUUCCCGCUGUUGACUGCGACAAAGCUUAUGCAAUGCAGUUUGCUCUUGAAGAGACGUUGCUUACCACUCAGAUUGUGUAUUUUCAAGUUGCUUUAUUACACACCUCAUCUUCCGGUGAAAGACGUAUUAGAGUACACACUGCUGCAGCGUCAGUGGUUGCUGAUUUAGGAGAGAUGUACCGUCAGGCAGAUACUGGUGCCGUUGUUUCGUUGCUUGGUAGAUUAGCUAUAGAAAAAUCUUUGUCCUACAAACUGGAAGAGGCUCGUAAUGCUAUUCAACUGAGAAUUGUCAAAGCCCUUAAAGAAUAUCGUAAUCUCUAUGCGGUACAGCACCGUGUAGGAACAAGGAUGAUUUAUCCAGAAUCGCUGAAAUAUUUACCCCUAUAUGGGUUGGCUCUAUGUAAAUCAACAGCCCUUCGUGGUGGAUAUGCUGAUUCACAGCUUGAUGAACGCUGUGCAGCCGGUUUCACCAUGAUGGCUUUGCCUGUUAAAAAGAUGUUAAAGCUUUUGUAUCCUAGCUUGCUACGUGUAGAUGAAUAUCUUGUGAAGUCAUCUACACAGGCGGAUGAGUUUGAGAAACUUUGUAAAAGACUGCCACUUGCUGCAGAGAGCUUAGAUUCUAGAGGAAUUUUUGUAUAUGACGAUGGUUUCCGUUUGGUUGUUUGGUUUGGCCAAAUGCUUUCGCCUGAUAUAUCCAGGAAUCUCGUUGGGGAAGAUUUUGCUACGGACUUCUCGAGGGUAAGUCUCGUUGAACGUGAGAACGAAAUGUCAAGAAAGCUGAUGGCGAUACUAAUGAAACUUAGAGGGGCUGAUGCAUCAUAUUAUCCUUUAUGUCAUCUUGUGAGACAAGGUGAACAGCCUCGGGAAGGUUUCUUUUUACUUUCAAAUCUAGUUGAGGACCAAGUUGGUGGUAUGAACGGCUACGUUGACUGGAUACUUCAGAUACAUCGGCAAGUCCAGCAAUAAUGUGUAAUAUGCAGGGGACACCAUUGGUCUCAUUUUUCUCCACUGCUGGUAUCAAAUUCAGAUGCUGGUUCUUUGAGCAGAUGAAAAUGGGUUUUUGUUUGAUUGAGCAUUGCUUUGCUAAAUUGUGGUUUAGAACUUCCACACGAGAAAAUGGGGGUUGUUGCUUCAUAGACUAGUGUCAUAUACCUUUUAUUUUUGUUGCAAAAAUUAUUUCUAGUUUUCCUUUGUAUUUUUUUGGUCAAUUUUACCCCUUUAUAGAUUUUCUGUAUUAUGAUUUGUUUUAGGCAACUUUUUAAGGUGUUGUAUACAUCAUCUCUGUGUAUUUGGGUU
Molecule: messenger RNA, 3621 nt
Organism: Cynara cardunculus var. scolymus (artichoke)
Lineage: Eukaryota; Viridiplantae; Streptophyta; Magnoliopsida; Asterales; Asteraceae
Product: protein transport protein Sec24-like At3g07100
Exons: 14
Coding region: 163-3291 (1042 amino acids)
Biological process (GO): intracellular protein transport; COPII-coated vesicle cargo loading; endoplasmic reticulum to Golgi vesicle-mediated transport
Cellular component (GO): endoplasmic reticulum exit site; COPII vesicle coat
Molecular function (GO): SNARE binding; zinc ion binding
Source: RefSeq, a predicted model, not a curated record